Molecule: messenger RNA, 396 nt
Organism: Purpureocillium takamizusanense
Lineage: Eukaryota; Fungi; Ascomycota; Sordariomycetes; Hypocreales; Ophiocordycipitaceae
Exons: 3
Coding region: 1-396 (131 amino acids)
Source: RefSeq, a predicted model, not a curated record
AUGGUCCGCGAAGGCACGCGCUCGCAGACGGGCAACUCGCGCCCGCGCGUCUUCUCUGUGCCCGACACGGCGCCCGUCCAGAAGCGCCGGAGCACCAAGACAACCGCCGCCGCCACCACCACUACCACCACCAAGCCCGCGACCGGCGGCGCAGGCGCUGGCGCGGGGCGCAAGCCUGGCCCCAAGAAGAGCGCUGCCGGCGCCGCGGGGAAGACGGCCGGCGGCGUGACCAAGAAGGCCAAGAAGGGGACGGCGGGCAAGGUUGCCACCAAGGUCAAGGCUGACUCCAAGGCCGCUGAGAAAAAGGUCGCGGGAGCGGUCAAGGCAGCCGAAAAGGAGGUCAAGCCGGACGAGGAAAAGGCCGACGGUGCGGCUGCGGCCAAGGACGAGGAGUGA